AUGUGUCUCGGAGGAAUCUAUCCGUCUCUUGUGAUACACGAAUCCACGAACGCUUGGAUACCCCCAGAUGUAGAUCGCCGUCAACUAUAUGGAGGGGCACGAAAGACACCCCAAUCAGUUCGUGAAAAAGCCAUCAGCAAGGGGCACUCGACCCCUGAUAUGGCUGGAGCCUUCGCUCGCUCGGUCCAAGCAGAGAGACUAGCCCUUAUCCAUUUUAGUGAUAUGUUCCCAAACCCUUCACCGAGCGAUCCAAUUAUGCGUGAAAUCGCCCGACAAGCCACCGUUGCUUGGGGAAGACGCGAUGCUAGCGCCAUCGCAGCCCAUGAUUUAUUCUGGAUCGAUAUUCCUCAAAGGCCGGUUGAACCCUCUGGGUCUCCAGAGAGCAACCAAGCACCAGUUCAAGUGGAAUUGUAUGUGAAACCCACCUUUGGGACGACCCAUUGGAACCAGACCAACCGAUGA
Messenger RNA from Rhizoctonia solani, 462 nucleotides. RefSeq names its product beta-lactamase superfamily protein. Gene Ontology annotation, cellular component: nucleus. Gene Ontology annotation, molecular function: 3'-tRNA processing endoribonuclease activity. Lineage: Eukaryota; Fungi; Basidiomycota; Agaricomycetes; Cantharellales; Ceratobasidiaceae. Bases 1 to 462 code for a protein of 153 amino acids. The record is from RefSeq and is a predicted model, not a curated record. The transcript is spliced from 3 exons.